Molecule: messenger RNA, 2967 nt
Organism: Diplodia corticola
Lineage: Eukaryota; Fungi; Ascomycota; Dothideomycetes; Botryosphaeriales; Botryosphaeriaceae
Product: phosphorylase superfamily protein
Exons: 10
Coding region: 1-2967 (988 amino acids)
Molecular function (GO): protein binding; ADP binding
Source: RefSeq, a predicted model, not a curated record
AUGUCCACCAUAAACCUCCAAGGUAUUCCGAGCGAGGAGGACUUCAAGAGGAUCAUGCAUACCUUGAACGAACAUUUCCCGGUUUUCGAGUUCGGUAUCGCGCCGCAAUCAGCGGGACGACUUGGGGCAACAGUAACAUUUCGGCAAUGGAAGAGUGACCAAAAAAGUAUCGGCAAAGUCGAGAGGGUGAUCCAAGCGUAUAGAGAUGUGCGCGUAAGCUCCGACUUCCGGGGCUUGACGGUGCUAUAUGCACCUCAAACCCCGGUAGUAGACAUUGUGGCUGUCCAUGGGCUUGGUGGUCACGCCGCCGAAACUUGGAUAUACAGAUCGUCAUCCAAACCAGUAUUCUGGCUGAGGGAUCUUCUCCCACAGUACAUGGCGACUGCUCGUAUCAUGACAUUCGGCUACAACUCCAACAUCGUCUCACGAUCCACUGCGAGCAUCAAAACCGUAGCUACUCAACUGCUCAAUCAAGUUAGUGCAGAAAGACAGGACUCUCAGCGACCAUUACUAUUCAUUGCUCAUAGCUUGGGGGGGCUUGUAGCCUUGACAACUUCCAGAAAUGAGUCAAUAAAUCAUGAAGUCUUUACCAGCACCAGGGGAAUCUUUUUCCUCGGAACUCCACACCAAGGUUCCAAGAGUGCCGAUUUGGCGAGGGUUAUCACAAAUGUUGUAUCUGUUGCCAGGUCUACAGCAACGCAAUACUUGGACGUCCUCAAGCGCGACUCGAAUGAGCUCUUGGAACUCUCUCAAGCUUUCGAACCCUUGACGAGAGACGGCACCCUCGAGCUAAGGAGCUUUUACGAGACGGAGAAGACAAGAGUCAUGGUCGGAAAGUUUCGGUGGAGGAGCAUCGAGAUUGUUGACAACAGGUCUGCACUCAUAGGUUCAUCGGGGGAGAAGCGAUUCCCUAUAGCUGCGGAUCAUCGGUCCAUAUGCAAGUUCGACCAUGAAAGCAACCAGGGUUUCGUCCAGAUCGUGAGUCAAAUGAAGGAUGUCUGCAGGAACCUUGUUGUCAGCUCCGAGGUCAAAUGUAUCUUUGUCCCGCCCGGUCGCCUCCCUUUGGAUGUGAAUUUCUUUGGACGCGAAAGUAUCUUGCGAGAGAUUUGCGAUAAAAUCCGGCCAGAAGGUACGAAUAAAUCCCUCAGAUGCCUUUGUCUACACGGUCAUCCAGGCGUUGGAAAGACACAGUUGGCAGCAAAGACAGCGCAGGACAUGACCGGAACCUUUCGACACAUUCUAUUCGUACAAGCAGACACAAGCCAGAAGCUGCUUCAAAGCUUUCUCGCCAUUGGCAGACACCUCAAUCUUGCAUCUGGCGAGUCUCCAGAACCCACGACGGUUCGAUCUCAAGUGCUGGACUGGCUUAGAAAACAAGAUCUCCCAUGGCUACUCAUUUUCGAUAAUGUGGAGGAAGCUCGUCCUUUGCUGCAAUACCUGCCUGAGAAUGGCCAAGGGUCGGUCAUCCUUACAAGCCGGAAUGGCAAGAUUGCCAACGGUCUCUCGAUGGCAUUUUCGGAACGUGCAAGCAUCCAAGUAAGUGGUAUGGAUCCGGAUGAAGGACGCAACUUUCUGCUCCGCCAGUUGAAAGAUACGAAGGGCGCGGUCAAGGAUCAGGAUGACCUCCGCGAGAUCUCGCUCUCGGUUGCAGAAAGAUUCUACUACCACCCACUGGCGCUUAGGCAAGCAAGUGCUUUCAUUCGGGAGACCGAAAGCACCAUCACCAAACUAUGGGACCUCCUUCAAAUCAAUCCUGCAAAUGACCUACAGGUUUACAACUUCCAAGACCAAAGCACACCAUACGAAGAAAGCCUGUGGUCUGUGUGGCGAAUGAUCCUUGCAUCCCUAGAUCAUGGGGCUGCCAAGUUGCUUACAGUAUUUUGCUUGUUCGAUCCAGAUGGGAUCCCUGAUGAGUUAUUCGUACCAGCGGGAGUUCCAAAUCAGGGCAUUGAUGAUAGGCACGCAAGUGAUCCCAUUGAAUACUUCAUAGACCGAGCUCCAUUGAUGCGAUAUGAAAUCCUGAUGCAACGUGCCCCGAGCAUCAUCUCGGUACAUCGCCUGGUACAGCGAGUCCGCCUCAACAACGUAUCUACAGAAGAAAAAGAGGAAGCCUUUGAAGUUGCUUUGCGUUUGUUAGCGCGAAAUUUCCCGAAACAGCAUCUUGGGGCGCAUUUGCACGAUCAAUGGGCCAGAUGCGAGCUGUUUCUUUCUCAUGUACUCGCCAUUGACACCAUGGUACACCAGCUGAGCCCAGAAUUGAAGGAUCCUGUGUCAUAUAUCGACAUGCUGUGUGAUUGUACAUGGUAUUUGUGGGAAAUUGAGCAAUACGAUGAAGCUCUUGGUCGGCUGGAGCAGUUGGAAAAGCUAUGCGCUGAGACCAUUGGCAUUAAAACACUACAAGGGGCGCGUAUUUUGGUGAACAGAGGAAGUAUCUACGCCAGAUGCGACCACCUACUCGAGUCCGGUGCAUGCUUUCGCCGCGCUUUGGAAAUCCGCCAGCGUCUGCUUCCUGACGAUGACCAACUCCUCGCCAACAGCUACAUGCAAGUCGGCAACUGGUACACAUCUCAAGGACAGUAUGAUCAAGCCGAACGUCACCUUCGGUCAUCCAUCAAGAUAAGGGACGCUUCUAUCCCCGGGCAAACUAUAAUCUCCCAUCAAAACCUUGCCAGAUGCUUGCAACUUCAGGGCAAGUUAGAUGAAUCUGGAGACAUAGUCAACAAAUCUGCGGAGGUGGAGCGAGCCAUGGGAACUUCGAAGGAGGCCCAGUACCACAAAUUUGGACGCCUAUACAUUCAGGGAAACAUCCACCUGGGACGCGGCGAUUAUCGCCUGGCGUUGGAUUCUUUCAAGGCCGUGUUCGAUGGGCGGAAAUCACUGUCAAUAUCUGCCGGCCCUUUCUCCGCUGCCUGCCAUAAAGUAGGAGUCGCUCACCAAAUGUUAGGCAACUACGAAGAAGCCCGGUAA